UUCUAUUCCAGAACGAGAGCCAAUCACAGGACCAUACAAUAGAAUCUGGAUAACGAGAAACACAUUGAAAAAAAAAAAAACGAACACGCGACGCCAAGUUAACGGUUCAACCGCUGAACCAGUUAAUCGGAUAGUCCAUCUUCAUCCUCCCCACUACUCCUUCAAUCUCCCUCUUCUCUGUCUUCUACUCUGUUCUUUCUGAUUCUUUGUAUAUUCCCAUUUUCUAGGGUUUCCAAAUGCCAGCGAUCGAACCUCUGGGACCUGUAAUUUACAGAAAAUUAUCUGUAAAUUCGGACAAUAAUCGCAACAAAUUGUAUAGAUAUGGUUUUUUCUGUCAUAAAUUUAGGGUUUUUCACCAAGAACCAAGUCGAUUUCUUUCUAAUUCGAUGUCGAUUAACAUGUACAGACAUGCUAGGGUUUCUUGGGGCUUAAAUAGGUUCGACCUGUGGGGAGGAGGGUUUCUGAUGAACCAAGGUUGGAGAGAGAGUCGAAUUCAAGCUAACAGUUCUUGCGAGCAAGACACCGACUCGAAGGCGAGCUCGGGCGAGAAGAGCGAACCCAAGGGCGGUGAGAGUAAAGGAGUGAGCAAGAAGAAGCCACCGAGUUCGAGUUCCAGCUCUUCGCCGCCGGCGAAGAGAGAGAAGCAAGGGAAAGGUGGGUGGUGGAAGGGCGGGAAGUGGCGGUGGCAGCCGAUAAUUCAGGCGCAAGAGAUCGGUAUGUUGUUGUUGCAAUUGGGGAUUGUUAUGUUUGUUAUGAGGUUGCUUCGGCCCGGGAUUCCAUUACCCGGUUCAGAGCCAAGGACUCCAACGACGUUCGUGAGCGUUCCAUAUAGUGAUUUUUUGAAUAAGAUUAAUAGUAAUCAGGUGCAGAAAGUUGAAGUGGAUGGUGUUCAUUUAAUGUUUAAGUUGAAAUCAGAGCCGGGUUGUGUGGAAAGUGAAGUGGGCAGCACUAGUAGUAGCAAGUUUCAGGAUUCAGAGGUGUUGUUGCGGAGUGUUGCCCCAACGAAGCGUAUUGUGUAUACCACAACUCGUCCUAGUGACAUUAAGGCUCCCUAUGAGAAGAUGCUUGAGAAUGAUGUUGAGUUUGGGUCUCCUGACAAGCGGUCUGGAGGAUUUUUAAACUCGGCACUGAUAGCUUUGUUCUAUGUUGCUGUGCUUGCGGGGCUUCUUCAUCGUUUCCCUGUAAGCUUCUCUCAGCAUACAGCUGGUCAGCUUAGGAACCGCAAGUCUGGGACUUCUGGUGGAGCAAAAGUGUCUGAACAAGGGGAAUCUAUCACAUUUGCUGAUGUUGCGGGUGUUGAUGAGGCUAAGGAGGAGCUAGAAGAAAUUGUGGAAUUUCUUAGGAAUCCAGACAGGUACAUACGACUCGGUGCUCGUCCUCCUCGGGGUGUUCUCCUGGUGGGUCUUCCCGGGACAGGUAAGACUCUUUUAGCAAAGGCCGUUGCUGGGGAAGCUGAAGUACCUUUUAUUAGUUGUUCUGCAAGUGAGUUUGUGGAAUUGUAUGUUGGCAUGGGAGCAUCCCGUGUCAGAGAUCUCUUUGCACGAGCUAAGAAGGAGGCACCAUCAAUAAUAUUUAUAGAUGAGAUAGAUGCUGUAGCAAAAAGCCGUGAUGGUAGAUUUCGCGUUGUCAGUAAUGAUGAACGAGAACAGACCUUGAACCAGUUGCUCACUGAGAUGGAUGGGUUUGAUAGCAACUCUGCUGUGAUAGUUCUUGGAGCAACCAAUCGCUCUGAUGUCUUGGACCCUGCACUUCGGCGACCUGGGAGAUUUGAUCGUGUCGUCACGGUUGAAACACCUGAUAGGACUGGAAGAGAAGCCAUUUUGAAAGUACAUGUUUCUAAGAAAGAACUUCCUUUAGGAGAGGAUGUGGGUCUUGCUGAUAUUGCUUCUAUGACUACCGGUUUUACUGGGGCAGACCUUGCAAAUUUGGUAAAUGAGGCUGCUUUGUUGGCGGGAAGACAAAAUAAAGUUGUUGUGGAGAAAAUUGACUUUAUUCAAGCGGUGGAGCGAUCGAUAGCUGGGAUUGAAAAGAAAACCGCCAAGUUGCAGGGAAGUGAGAAGGCUGCAGUUGCACGACAUGAAGCUGGUCAUGCAGUAGUAGGGACUGCUGUGGCAAAUCUUCUUCCUGGGCAGCCACGUGUUGAGAAGUUGAGUAUACUGCCGAGGUCAGGAGGGGCAUUGGGGUUUACUUACACUCCUCCCACCACUGAGGAUAGAUAUUUGCUCUUUGUUGAUGAGUUACAUGGACGCUUGGUUACUCUUCUUGGAGGACGUGCAGCUGAAGAAGUUGUUUAUGCAGGCCGUGUGUCAACAGGUGCACUUGAUGAUAUACGGCGAGCAACAGACAUGGCCUACAAGGCAGUGGCUGAGUAUGGUCUUAAUCAGACAAUUGGCCCCAUUUCUUUGGCAACACUUUCUAGUGGUGGGGCUGAUGAAUCUGGGGGAGCUAUUCCUUGGGGAAGGGAUCAGGGGCAUCUUGUCGACCUUGUUCAAAGUGAGGUUAAGGCAUUGCUUCAGUCUGCCCUUGAUGUGGCACUCUCUGUUGUGCGAGCUAAUCCUACUGUUCUGGAGGGGCUUGGUGCACAUUUGGAAGAAAAAGAGAAAGUAGAGGGUGAAGAGCUGCAGGAGUGGUUGAAAUUGGUGGUUGCUCCAGCAGAACUUAAAUUCUUCAUUAGUGGAAAGCAAGAGUUUCCUCUUCCACUGCAGACGGGUUCUGGGUAACAUCUACUGCAUGUUGUGGACUCAUCAACCUCUGGUAAAAGUGCAGGUUUAAAAUUCUGCAUUCAACAGUGGCUUCAUCAUUUGUGAGUAAACCAUGCCAUUGUUACCUUAUUGAGCACACCUCGUGAUCAGCACUGACUCACCCUUGCGACUUUGUAAAUUUCGGUAAGGUAAUUUUGCGUUAAUUUUAACAUCUACAUUCUUUUUCUUUGUUUAUACUUUAAUAACGGCUGAAAUACAUACAAACAUGGGCAACAAUCAAGGACUUAAUGCUGUCAGAGCUUCCCGUGUUGUACCAUCUUAACAUCGAAAGGAAAAGGGCUGUUAUAUCUAGUUGUUGCAUGUUGGUUUUUGCAUUUUGUAUAUCUGGCUGUUAUUUCGUUGUUUUUAAUUUUUAAUUUUUUUUUUAAUGAAUCUGUUAUCAUGUUAUUUUGUACUGUACAAUUUUUUUUCCUUUCUUUGUGGGAUCAUUUUCCCAUGAGAGAAUUAUAGAAUGUAACUUUGUUACUGUUGUACACAUUAUUAUUCCUUGAAUCAAAUAAACAUUCUACAUGUUGGUUUA
Camellia sinensis is the source of this 3282-nucleotide messenger RNA. Its product is annotated as ATP-dependent zinc metalloprotease FTSH 9, chloroplastic. The record is from RefSeq and is a predicted model, not a curated record. Lineage: Eukaryota; Viridiplantae; Streptophyta; Magnoliopsida; Ericales; Theaceae. Gene Ontology annotation, molecular function: ATP binding; ATP hydrolysis activity; metalloendopeptidase activity. Gene Ontology annotation, biological process: proteolysis. Gene Ontology annotation, cellular component: chloroplast thylakoid membrane.